AUGUGGCGUUGGUUCACCUACGAGGAAGAGUACCCGGGAGAAGAGUCGAAACAUGAUCCAAACAACGUACUCGCACUCCAAACCAGCAGCAACAGCGGGCGGCUUUCCGCCCAAGCGCCGCAUGGCGACAGUAGCAGUAAUAGCGGCAUCGACAGCGACUCAGACGUGGCACCGACGUUCGACAAGCUGGACCCGUCAGUGACUGCUGCAAUACUGGCCCAGGCUGCGUUUCGAGGCUACCGCCUGCGUGAGCGCCUACGCCGCCUGCCCGCGAGGGAGGCGGAGAAGCACAUAUUGGGCUUGUACAACAACGCUCGCGGCUUCCGGCGGGUGGGCCUCUUCUUGCUGUUUUCCGGGUUGUACUUCGCCUUGGUCUUCUACGGAGUCGACGUGUCUUUCCAGCGCUCUGUGCAGCAGGCGCUGAGGGAUCAUGUUGCUGGGGUUAAGUACGGUCCGGAUCUGGACAAGACCCACCAUGACGUCGCCUCCCUCGCGGAUGUUCACCAGUGGGUUCAGGCCUUUUUCCUGAAGACUUACGACGGCACGCAACUGGAGCACCCUUGUACACCUUGCGCCAUCAAGCCCCCUGACGAUGUCUGUGAUGCCUGCGACUUCACUCCCUUAUACGAAAUGUUCGCCAAUGAUUCGGAUUCUUCUGCCGCCGACAAUGUCGGCUCCCAAGGGGAACCCAGCCCUGGCGAUGGGGUAGCAGCGGCUUGGAAUGGCCGCAGGAAGGUGGCGGCUGCUUCCAGCUACAGCAGCAGCACCACCACCACCACCUCCACCUCUUUUGGCAUUUCUGAGGAGUGUGUGCAGUGCCUGAUCGCGCUCAACUGCGUCGGCGAUUUACUACAGAAUUGCCAAGAGGUUCUAGGGCUACCCUACUCCAACACCACCGCCUCUUCGUCCACAACAACGUCGGAGGCGGCGGCGGCCAAUUUCUCGACUCUUUUGGAGGAACUAGAUCUUGAGCCCUCGGGCGGGGUUCGGGCCUCCGGAGGCUACGUCACCGUCGAAAACGUUGAUUAUAGCGGAAACGGGUACGUUGGUGACAGAAACCGAGCAAUCGGCGGGAUGCUGUGGCAUCUGGAUACCCUGUGCUCGUCGACACGGGAGGCUUCAACAUUGGGCUAUGAACAACGGUUGCUUUUCGACUGGCUCGAACAUGCACCUCGCUCAACUUUGGGUACUGUACCCUCUUGGUGA
Messenger RNA from Ectocarpus siliculosus, 1206 nucleotides. Lineage: Eukaryota; Phaeophyceae; Ectocarpales; Ectocarpaceae. The record is from the annotation of a GenBank genome assembly.